UAUUCUCGUCCGAUCAACCAAACAGGCUAUUAUUCUCAUCCGAUCAACCAAACAGUCGUCUCCUUGCAUAAUAGAUACGAUCCAAGCAUGAUACAUGCAAGACCCACAGUGACUCUCAUCUAGGGGCGCCGGCAGCAUUGGAGGGGAGGUAGGGGAAAGCGAUGGCGCGAUGCGGAGGCACGUGGGCCCCUGCGGCGGUGGCGGCGUUGCUGUGGUGUAUGGCGGCAGGCGCUGGGGCGGUGUGGCUGGAGAUCGCGCCGUCGGGGACGAAGUGCGUGUCGGAGGAGAUCCAGUCCAACGUCGUCGUCAUCGGCGACUACUCCGUCCUCUACGAGCACCACCACGCCCACCCCACCGUCACCGCCAAGGUUACAUCCCCUUUUGGAGACAUUUUACAUCAUAAACAAAAGGUUUCCACAGGCCAGUUUGCAUUCACAACUGCAGAAGCAGGAAACUACUUAGCUUGCUUCUCAGUUGAUGGUGAGAACAAGAUGUUAGUGGUGAAAUUAAAUCUUGACUGGAGAGUUGGUAUUGCAACAAAAGAUUGGGAUUCUGUUGCCAAAAAGGAAAAACUUGAGGGAGUUGAACUAGAAUUGGUCAAGCUUGAAACCGCUGUCCAAGCAAUCCAUGAAAACCUGCUCUUGCUGAGAUCCAAAGAAGCAGACAUGAGAGAUAUCAGUGAGAAGACGAAUACUAGGGUCACAUGGUUGAGCAUUGUAUCGCUCACUGUUUGCAUUAUAGUCUCAGCUUUGCAACUUUGGCAUCUACAACAGUAUUUCCGAAAGAAGAAGCUCAUCUGAAAUUAUAUCUGUAACGUAGUCC
Messenger RNA from Oryza brachyantha (malo sina), 822 nucleotides. RefSeq names its product transmembrane emp24 domain-containing protein p24delta4-like. Gene Ontology annotation, cellular component: endoplasmic reticulum-Golgi intermediate compartment; COPII-coated ER to Golgi transport vesicle; endoplasmic reticulum. The transcript has 4 exons. The record is from RefSeq and is a predicted model, not a curated record. Gene Ontology annotation, biological process: Golgi organization; intracellular protein transport; endoplasmic reticulum to Golgi vesicle-mediated transport. The coding region runs from base 162 to 800 and encodes 212 amino acids. NCBI's taxonomy places the organism in Eukaryota, Viridiplantae, Streptophyta, Magnoliopsida, Poales, Poaceae.